Messenger RNA from Mus pahari (shrew mouse), 625 nucleotides. It is a transcript of the gene Spc24, whose product is annotated as SPC24 component of NDC80 kinetochore complex. NCBI's taxonomy places the organism in Eukaryota, Metazoa, Chordata, Mammalia, Rodentia, Muridae. The transcript is spliced from 4 exons. The record is from RefSeq and is a predicted model, not a curated record. Bases 26 to 508 code for a protein of 160 amino acids.
GGGUUCGGACGCGGCGUGAUCAGUCAUGGCGGCUUUCCGUGACAUGGUGGAGGUGAGCAAAUGCCUACUGAGCCUGCUGGGGACCAACCGCACCGAGGCGCAGCAGCGGCGGCUGCUCGGGCGCCACGAGCAGAUGAUGGAGCGGCUGCAGGAGAUGCAGGACGGCGCCGACCAGCAGCUUCGGGAGACCCUGGCUGUGGAGGAGGAAGUGGCUCAGAGCCUUCUUGAACUGAAGGAAUGUACGUGCCAGGGGAACACCGAGCUCCAGCAGCUGGAGGUGGAGCUCCAGAGGACCAGCAAGGAGGACACCUGUCUGCAGGCCAGGCUUCGUCAGCUCAUCACGGAGCUGCAGGAGCUCAGGGAGAUGGAGGAAGAGCUCCAGCGACAGGAGACAGAAGUGGAUGAGGACAACACCGUCACCAUCCCCGCUGCAGUUCCACUACGGCCCCGCGGUGGCCCAGCCCAUCCACCUGGACAGUGCACAGCUCUCGCAGAAGUUCAUCAGUGACUACCUCUGGAGUCUAGUGGACACCACGUGGUAGCCAGAGCCUUGACCUCAGGCCUCAUAGAGUUGGGGUUGAGGGAGCCAAGGCGGGGAUCACUCUCAGAUUAAAUGUCUAUAUGU